UUUCAGUACACAAAAGUGUUUGACAAAUUUCCUGAGUGACACAGAAAAUGUCGACCCGCGAUGAGAGCCACAACAAAGCCGGCCAAGCCGCUGGCCGUGCUCAGGAGGAGAAAGAUAGGAUGACAGAGAAGGCAAGAGAAGCUGCAGGAGGAGUGAAAGACAAGGCGAACCAGGCGAAAGACAAGGGAUGGGAGAGCGCCCAAGCGGGGAAAGAGCGUGCGCAGGAGAGUAAGGACCAGACGGGCAGUUUCGUCGGGGAGAAAACCGAGGCUGCCAAGCAGAAGGCCUAUGAAGCUGCUGAGGCUGCAAGACAGAAAGCCCAGGAAGUGAAAGAGAUGAGCAAGGAAAAGACGUCGGAAGCGGGGGAGAGAACCAAGGAGACGACACAGGCUGGGAAAGAGAAGACAAGUGGGAUACUGCAGCAGACUGGGGAGAAGCUGAGGGAUAUGGCUCAAGGUGCUGCUGAAGCUGCUAAGCACACCUUCGGAAUGAAUACCGAAGAAUCCGAAGAUGCACACAAAACCACCACUCGUACUACUAAUACCAAGGAAUAAUA
This is a messenger RNA of Telopea speciosissima, 556 nucleotides long. RefSeq names its product late embryogenesis abundant protein Dc3-like. Lineage: Eukaryota; Viridiplantae; Streptophyta; Magnoliopsida; Proteales; Proteaceae. Bases 48 to 554 code for a protein of 168 amino acids. The record is from RefSeq and is a predicted model, not a curated record. The transcript is spliced from 2 exons.